This is a messenger RNA of Fusarium graminearum PH-1, 1229 nucleotides long. Its product is annotated as WD repeat protein pop3. Gene Ontology annotation, biological process: regulation of actin cytoskeleton organization; TOR signaling. Gene Ontology annotation, molecular function: protein binding. The transcript is spliced from 4 exons. The record is from RefSeq and is a predicted model, not a curated record. Gene Ontology annotation, cellular component: TORC1 complex; TORC2 complex. The coding region runs from base 104 to 1057 and encodes 317 amino acids. NCBI's taxonomy places the organism in Eukaryota, Fungi, Ascomycota, Sordariomycetes, Hypocreales, Nectriaceae.
GCAUUUUGCUUUAUUUCUUAGCCAGCCUCUUCCAAUAAAAGGUCCCUUGCGGACUUGUUCUACCAUGAGCUGAGCUCGAAGCGACUGAUUUCUCAACUUCAAAAUGUCUGUCAUUCUCUGCACAGCUGGAUAUGAUCAUACUAUUAGAUUCUGGGAAGCUUUAUCGGGUAUCUGUUCACGAACAAUCCAACAUCCCGACUCCCAGGUAAAUCGCCUCUGCAUAUCCCCCGACAAGCGGUACCUUGCCGCCGCUGGCCACCACACCGUCAAGCUCUACGAUAUUAAAUCGACGAACCCGAACCCGCUCUUGACUUUCGAGGGACAUACCGGCAAUAUCACGGGCGUGGCCUUUCACUGCGAGGGGAAAUGGAUGGUUACUAGCUCCGAAGAUGGCACUGUCAAAAUAUGGGAAACGAGGACUGGCACAAUUCAGCGAAGCUAUAACCAUGGCUGCCCAGCGAACGAUGUCGUAAUCCACCCGAAUCAGGGUGAGAUUAUUAGUUGCGACAGGUCUGGAAGUGUCAGGGUGUGGGAUUUGGCUGAGAACAAUUGUUCCCAUGAGCUCAUCCCAGAGGAAGACGUCUCAGUCUCUAGCGUCACCGUAGCCAGCGAUGGUUCCCUACUAUGCGCCGCCAAUAAUGCCGGCAACGUAUUUGUGUGGAAUCUUAUCCAGAGUUUCGAUCGCACACAGCUUGUGCCUGUCACCCACUUUAACGCCCACAAGGAAUACAUCACUCGUAUCCUACUAUCACCGGAUGUCAAGAAGCUCGCAACCUGCAGCGCAGACCACACAGCCAAGAUAUGGGAAGUUAAGAACAUCGAGCCCACCCCAGACCAGGAGCCCAAGCCUUAUCCUUUAGAGGCCACCCUCACCGGUCACCAGCGCUGGGUAUGGGACUGCGCUUUCAGCGCCGACUCGGCGUACCUGGUAACUGCAUGCUCCGAUCACUACGCACGACUAUGGGAGCUGCACAGUCAGCAAAUCAUUCGGCAGUACAACGGACACCACAGAGGCGCCGUUUGUGUUGCUCUUAAUGAUUACUCAGAAACGCGGUAAUGUGGCUAAAUGGGGAUGAUAUAGGACUAUAUUCAAGCCUACGGCUGGCGGGAGAAUGGCGUUGGAUUGAUGGUUGCAUGCUGAUUCGGAUAUUAUACUUUUAUGGUUUGUAAACUUCAUAGACAGGCGUAUGUCCUUAACCGCGAAGUGAAUACAAGAGUGUACCAAUCUG